This is a messenger RNA of Linum trigynum, 4117 nucleotides long. NCBI's taxonomy places the organism in Eukaryota, Viridiplantae, Streptophyta, Magnoliopsida, Malpighiales, Linaceae. The record is from the annotation of a GenBank genome assembly.
CGAGAGAGGAAGAAAGCAGUUGAACAGUUAAACAGACACUCUGCCGCUUUCACUUGCAUCACUCUUCACUUCUGCACUUUUGCUUCCCACUGGAAAGAAAUGCAAAGCCUCCAAUCCCUUCCUCUCUUCACUUUCCCUAAAACCCUAAACCCUCAUCUCUCCCCAACCCACCACCGCUGGCCCCUGUAUUCCCCCAAAACCACCAAGCCUAUCUCCUCUCCCCCUCCUAAUUGCUUCUACUCGGACGAGUUCCCCGUCGACGAGACCUUCAUCCAGAAAUUCGCGCCCAAGGACAAAGAAACCGAGGACGAAGCUCGCCGGAAGAACUGGAUUGACCGGGGAUGGGCUCCCUGGGAGGAAAUACUCACUCCGGAGGCCGAUUUCGCCCGCAAGUCUCUUAACGAAGGCGAAGAAGUCCCGCUCCAAACCCCGGAAGCUAUCGAGGCUUUCAAGAUGCUGACCCCCAAGUACCGUAAGAAGAAGAUGGAGGAGAUGGGGCUGACGGAGGAUGAUUGGUACCGCAAGCAAUUCGAGUUUAAGGGCGAAAUUCCCGAACAGCUAGAGACCUAUUGGACGGCGCCGUUAGUCGUCCGGCAAAUGCCCCCAAGGGAUUGGCCCCCGAGAGGUUGGCAAGUGGAUAGGGAGGAGCUGGAGGUGAUGAGGGAGGCCCAUAAGUUGCAGGCGGAGAGAGUUAGUUUGGAGGAGUUGGAGAGUGAAGCCACUUCGGAUAAGGAUGAACUCUGUUUUGAUAGGUACAAGGUGUUCUUGAAGCAGUACAAUGAGUGGGUUGAUGCCAAUAAGGAUCGAUUAGAAGAAGAGUCUUACGAGCUAGACCAGGACUAUUACCCAGGCAGGAGAAAGAGAGGCAAGGAUUACAAAGAAGGAAUGUACGAGCUUCCAUUUUAUUAUCCUGGACAAAUAUGUGAAGGAAAAGUGGUGGCCUUAGCUCUGUCUCAGGGAGCCUUUGUUGAUAUUGGAGGUGUUCAUGAUGGCUGGGUCCCUAUUAGAGGUAAUGACUGGUUUUGGAUUCGCCACCACAUAAAAGUCGGUAUGCAUGUUAUAGUUGAGAUUCUGGCAAAGCGUGAUCCAUAUCGCUUCCGUUUUCCUAUUGAAAUGCGUUUCGUCUUUCCGAACAUAGAUCAUUUGAUAUUCAACCGGUUUGAGUUUCCACCGAUAUUUCACAGGGAUGAGGAUACUAACCAAGAGGAACUAUUGCGCGAUUGUGGAAGACCUCCUGUGCCAAGAAAAGACCCAGGAGAGAAGCCAGAAAAGGAGGCACUGUUGUCUAAUCAUCCUUAUGUUGACAAGUUAUGGCAAGUUCAUGUAGCAGAGCAAAUGAUGGUGGGUGAUUGGGUUAAAAAUCCAGAUAAAUACAAAGGCAAAAAGAUAUCAGAGUUGACCGACGAUGAAGAUAUUGAUGAACAAAACAAUGUUGUAUAUGGUGAAGCUUACCACAAGAGAACCGUACUGCCUAAAAUGACACUGAUAACAAGUGUCAAAGAACUCGAUCUGGAGGCUGCAUUGUGUGAAUAUGAGCAUCACAGCAAACUCCGAAUGGAAGCGAAGUCAAGAGGAGAGAAGUAUAAGAUUCACAAGCUAAAGCGAAAUAUUGAAAUGGAUGAGUACGACCUGCUACAUUGGCGUCGAUCCUUUGAGGAAAGAGAAGCUUUGCUGAGAGACAUCAGCUGCCGUCAAGCUGUUGGCCUGCCAUUGGAAGAACCUGGAAGGUACAAGCCAGCAAGCUUCUUCGGGAAGGAACAAUACGAUCCUGAAAAUCCAUUAUACAGAUACGACUACUGGGGCGAACCAAAGAACUCAGAGAAGAGUAAACAAAACAGAAUGAUGGAUGCUCACAACAAAUCAAUUGUGGGUAAGGGCACAGUUUGGUAUGAUAUGUCGUAUGAAGAUGCAAUGCAACAGCAGAUUCAAAGGGACCCCGCCCUUUCCAAGGCUUCUUCCCCGGUCCAGCAAAAGGAAGCUGAAGAACAAGAAGAAUCAGAUGAUGACGAAGACGACGAAGACUGGGACUACAGUUUUUUAAGUGAUUCCAACGCUAACUUCUCCGAACAACCAGUAGUGGUCAACGGCACUGAAUCACCUGGGUUGUCAGACGAGGGCAUGUUUGAGAAUUCACCCUAAAGAUAACGGCAUUGUAAUCAAUAUCAAUUUGUGUUGUGGAAACAUGGACAUGAUGCAAAAAAAUGAUUGAUGUAAUGUUACAAAAGAAAGCAAAUUUUCUUGUGUUUCAUAUAUGUCAGAAUGCGUAGAAUCACAUCCUCGUUCUGGCAGUUUCUACUCAAUAACUGGGAACUUUUCUUGCAGGAGAUGCAAUUUCUACUAAUCUAGCUUUUGAUUCGGCCUGUUGGCCGAACUACUUUAAGUUAUUGAUGCAUGAAAUGGGAAAAUAGAGGAAGAGCAGAAGUGCGUAUACUUUCUUAGAAUUAUACAUUCAAAAUAUUAAUAAAACUUUAUUUAAAAGAUGAUUAAAUAUAUUACAAAAUUUUGGACAAAUACUACAACUCCUCUUAUUUUUAAUUAUAUAUAUAUAGCGAGUUCUACGGUACCCUGGGUAAAAUCCGGGGUACCGCAUACCUUGAGUAUGAAAACACUAUCUAGAUCUUGAAUUGACCGAUCUUUCGGACAUGAUACUAUACUCUAGCCCUUAAAGAUCAAAAUCUAGGUCUUAAUUCUCCCAAUCUUAUACUCCAAGAUCAAUUUAAUUAGAAACAAUAAUCGACGGUUAUGAUUCGUCCAAAUAUAGGCACAAAAAGGAAUGCACCAUCUUAAGGUUUAUAGAUUAUGAUUUAGAUAAUUAGGACCUAGGGUUCACUCAUUAAGGGUUAGGGUAUAGUAUCAGACCCAAAAAUCCUGCUAAUUCGAGGUCUAGAUACCGUUUCCAUACUCAAGGUAUGCGGUACCCCGAAUUUCACUCGGGGUACAGUAGAAGGCACUAUAUAUAUAUAUAUAUAGGUGGCUACUUCGGUGCACUCACUUUUUUGGGUGCAUUCAGUGCACCCACCUCUAAAAGUGGUCAUAAUACAUUAAAUUUUGAAAUUUAAUGGGUUGUAUUAGUCUAAAAUGAUGAUAUAACAUAGAAUCCCAACUAAUCAACCCAUUACCCUGACCUAUUAACCUUCAAUUUUGAAUCUCAACCCAAAAUCCCAAAUUGUAAACCCUAACCCUAACCCUAAAUUCCUAAACCCUGAAUCAUUCAAAUUAAAGUGAAUCAUGAAUGAUUUUUGUACAAAUUCAUGUGGUUCUUGUUCAUCAUACCACAGGUGAUGAUUGACAUCGUUUUCACAUGAAUCACCUGCUCAGAAUGACGAUUAUGAGGCGGGUGCAUUGAAUGCACCCAAAAAAGUGAGUGCACCAAAGACAUAACCAUAUAUAUAUAUAUAUAUAUAUAUGGUGAUGUCUUCGAUACACUCACUUUUUUGGGUGCACUGAACGCACCUAUCUUUUUGUUUAAUCUCAACCCUUCAGUAUAUCUAACGGUUCACAAUUAUUAAAAAAAUAUAUUUAAUUAUUAACUAAUAAAGUGUAUUGUAUUUAUUAAAACAGUUUUACAGUUAUUGAUAUUUGCAGUUAAGCCCCUAAUCCGGGAAAACUCAAAUGAGUGAGUUAUUAACUUUUUAUCCCAAAUUCCGCCUUUCAUCUUUAUUUACUUGCCCAAUUUUUCCCUUUCUUCUCCCCAUGCCGCUCCUACCCAAACCGAAGACCCCAUUGGCCCGGCGACGGCCGCGCAAUCUCAAGUGGAUGGCGAUGAUGUCGACUCCGGCAAGUGAGAACUAAUGUCGUGGUGUCUCCGAUCCAUCCACCUUUAGAAUAACCAUCCCGGUUGAUGUUGGAGUCGACGAUGAGCCAGAAGCUCCGAUGGUGCCGCCGGCGACGGGGAAUGACAUGGGAUGAUACGGCAUGAUAAGGACGAUCGUGGAGAACCAGUCGGCAUGAUAAGGACGUGGAUCGUGGAUGAUACAACACUACCAGAUUGCUUGCAAAAAUUGAGGAAACGCCGGAUCAAACAGAAUUGAAAUGAGUCAUUGCCUGGUGGUUUGUGCGGCUCGUGCGGUUUGAUAUGUAGAGGAAGGCUUGAGAUCAAUAAAUGGAAAUCGAAGGG